GGUCGGCUGUGGCUUUUAUGGUGUGUUUUAUGAAACACAAGAGUAAUAUAUUAAAAUAGAAAAAGAAAAGAACAAAUUAUUGACAGUUAUUGAUUUCAGACACAGUUAUUGAAGACUUCUACAAUAUUGAAACUUGAAAAGCAAUCGUGUCUGCUUUCACAGCCUUUCUCCAGUUCCUUGUAUUUUCACAGUGGAAGUAGAAAAUAUAUUUUUUUUCACGCCUUCCUGAAGAAGGGGUGUUGCUGUUGAAACUGUAAGAGGAAGGAACAUGCCGGGUAGAGACCUUAUUGCUGUCCAAAACCUGAGAAAAUGUAGUUGUUCAACGGAUUCACUGAAGCAAGACAAGCUACAGAGUUAUGGAGCCCCUAAUCAGUUCAGUGAAUCGCGCUGAUAACACCAGGACAAAAGCAGGAAGAGAACACAAUGUGGAUAAAAGGCCUGAUCAAGUAUGGAUGCGGCUGGUGCUUCUCUUUACUGUCAUCUUGCUAGUCAAGGCACUACUGAUUACAAGUGCCACCUUUUUACUGAGAGUGGAUGUGUCUGAAGACCUGCAGAAUAACAGAACUUGUGAAAGGAACAACAGCACAGAGAUAGAGAUAUUACAGCUUCGUGAACACCUCCAGAAGCUCACAGCGCUGCUUCAUAAUGUCACCAAAGACUCCAGAUGUCAGCUAUGCCCAAAGCAAUGGCACUGGCUCUGGGGCCACUGCUACUUCUUCUCUGUGGGCCUGGAGAAGGAUCGCAAGUGGGCAGAGAGUGUGGACUACUGCAGAGAGCACAAUGCCAGCCUGGCGGUCAUUCAAGAUGCCACUGAGAUGCAAUUUGUCCUGGGAUAUAUGAUGACGUUUUCCGAGACGCCAUUUCUCUGGCUGGGCCUCACUGACUCUCAGGAAGAGGGUGUGUGGAUUUGGCAGGAUGGGACAUCUUUUCACAAGCACAGCUUCAUAAAGCUGCAGUGGGACUCUGAGGAGAGAGACUGUGCAGACCUGAGGGGGAACGGAAGUGUGUUUGCCGCUGACUGUAAGGUGUACGGGCCCUGGCUGUGUAAGAAACCCAUGGAGCCAGAGAAUUACCCGACAUCAACACCAGCAUGACCACAUAAGGAGCAUAACAUGCAGAGUUUCUUGUCACUUAUAAGACACACCCUGCCCUGACAGUCAUUAGUGCAGUCUUGCCGGUUAGUGAGCAGAUUUUCACACUAGAAGUGAAAGUAAGCAGUGUUUCAAAAGCCCCUCUCCUGGGACGUAGCAUGUGCAGUCACUGCAGCACCUAAAUGGAUUUACGUCAUAUCCAAAUUAGGUGCACCUGCAAGGAGCCUGCUGGCCUGAAAGCAGUGAGUAAUGUGUGAGUGAAGUUUCAAUGACUUUUUAACCACCUUUAGUCAACAUACGAAAAAAAGUCAUAUGUCAAACUUUAUAGCCUCUAUGUUUCACAAAAAAAGCUGCAUAUUAGAGGGGACUAUGUGUUGAAGGAGGUGUAUUAAUUCAGUCAGAGUCACAUGGAUACAUAUUUACAUACUUUAUUCUGACAUUUAUAUUAAUCGAUUGCAGUCACUGAAAACAUAUAUUAGCAUUUCAUAUAUUAGUAUAUAUUCAUAUAAAGGUCACUAAAUCUUACUGAAUUACCAAUAAACAUAGUGGUAUAAGAGGUAGUGAUGCUCCUUCUCUUACUGUAAGUACUCUUUGUCGUACUCUGCUCUUAUCAAGUACAACAAUGUCCAUUAAAGUGAACAAUAAUAUUUUUGACAUAGACAUUAAAUAUGUACACCCUAGUGUAAUCAUUUGAGUUCACACUUUGACACACAUUAAUUCUAAAAUAAAGUGCAGCCAGGUAACAAUCAGAGUAAUAAAAGGACAACUACAGAGAAAUAGAAAAUACAGUACACACAUUAGCUUUUUAUGGUAUUUGUCUAGGAUUAAUCUGUAGACAGAUAAAUAAAUAAUUUGAUGAUGUUUGUAUAGUUAGAUUUACAUGUAAACAAAUAAAUAUGUGAAUAUUGUAUUUGAAUGGAAGGGUACACGAAAGACUAAAGGAAUGAUGAAAAGUUGAACAUAACUGAAGGAAAGCUCCAUACAUAGUAAACAAAUCAUAAAAUGAUAAUAGUGAACUUUUAUUUACACUCAUUUAAGCUUCAGCUAAUGAUUUUUACUGAAAGGAAAGGGAGGAAGGAACUGGUCACUGUGGGUCCUGCCCACAGAGAGGGCAGGGGAAAGAUGUGGUUGGGAUAUGGUGCCAGGCACUUUUGGGUAGGGGUAGUAUGGUGCCUACAGUCAAUCUGGCUACUGAAGUAACUAAUGUUUUGAAAAAGAUCCUAGUUAAAAGUCCACAUAUCUGCCCCUCUGGUAGUGAGGAGUUACAGCAUACCUGAGCUGUAUAUCACUGCUUUUGUAACAAAAGCUUAUAAUAUGAAAUGA
Messenger RNA from Colossoma macropomum (tambaqui), 2414 nucleotides. RefSeq names its product CD209 antigen-like protein C. The transcript has 6 exons. The record is from RefSeq and is a predicted model, not a curated record. Bases 357 to 1094 code for a protein of 245 amino acids. Lineage: Eukaryota; Metazoa; Chordata; Actinopteri; Characiformes; Serrasalmidae.